Messenger RNA from Candidula unifasciata, 436 nucleotides. NCBI's taxonomy places the organism in Eukaryota, Metazoa, Mollusca, Gastropoda, Stylommatophora, Geomitridae. The record is from the annotation of a GenBank genome assembly.
UGUCAGUAUUGACCCUGCAACUAGACCACGAAUCACGAUCUUCUCCGAUAAUCUACCUGGAUGUCCCACCAACAUCCGUGGAACCUCCCACGGGACAUACUGGGUAGGAAUAGCUUUGGUGCGACACAGUGGCAUCCCCAACUCAAUGGAUCAGUUCUCAAACAACCCUCAGGCUAGAGCGCGGACAUACUAUACCGACAGUCUGGAAAAAAUUAGAACAUACUACCCCUUUUACGGUUUAGCCGUGGAAGUCAACGACAGGGGUGAAAUCAUCGGGAGUUUGCACGAUCCUACAGGUAGAAUAUUUGCAUCCGUCAGUGAGGCAACAGAAAUUGAAGGUUUGCUGUACAUAGCAUCCGGGAGUACUCCGUUUGUCGCCAGGCUUGUCCUACCAGUUAUCGGCGGUAGAACUAUCACUAAUGACAGCAUUCAACUG